This is a messenger RNA of Thlaspi arvense, 315 nucleotides long. Lineage: Eukaryota; Viridiplantae; Streptophyta; Magnoliopsida; Brassicales; Brassicaceae. The record is from the annotation of a GenBank genome assembly.
AUGUCGAAGCACGCGAUGGUGGGGCUGGUGUGGAUGGCGAGCCGACAGCUCAGGAAGCACGGGAUCAGGGUGAACUGCGUGUCGCCGGCGGGGAUAGUGACACCGUUCGUGUGCAACUCGCAUGAUCAGUACACACUGGAGGAAAUCGAGAAGGCUUUUAAGCCACGCACCCCAUUGAAAGGAAUUGCUUUGAAAGUGAGAAAUAUUGCGGACGCCGUUGUGUUCCUUGCUUCUGAUGACUCGGCGUUCGUCUCUGGGCACGACCUGGUCGUGGAUGUAGGGUUUCUGACCCAAGGAAUGCAAUUCAACUUGUGA